ACGGUCACCGAUGUGACCGAUGCCACUUUAUGGUUAAGUCAAAGCGUAAAUGUAAAAAGAUUAUGUGAAAUAGCAAGUUUAGGAACUAUUAGGAUUAGUAUUUUUCAUAAUUUAAAUUUUGUAUAACUUGUUGACAUGAUUUAAAUAAAAGUAAUAUCUAGGUAUUAUGCGAACAUUCCAUUAAGUAUUAUAGUGACGUAAGAUUAAAUAGAUAAAAGAAAAUUUUGAUUGCCAAAAUGAUGCAAUUCAUGUUGCUAUUCAGUCGACAAGGGAAGCUAAGACUUCAAAAGUGGUAUGUGGCACAUCCAGACAAGCUAAAGAAAAAGAUUACUAGGGAGCUUAUAACCACUGUACUGGCACGCAAGCCUAAAAUGUGCUCUUUCUUGGAAUGGAAGGAUGUUAAAGUUGUUUAUAAAAGAUAUGCAUCAUUGUACUUCUGCUGUGCCAUGGAACAGGAGGACAAUGAACUUUUAACUCUGGAAUUGAUUCAUAGAUAUGUAGAGCUGCUUGAUAAAUACUUUGGCAGUGUAUGUGAACUGGACAUCAUAUUCAACUUUGAAAAAGCUUAUUUCAUCCUCGAUGAGCUAGUGCUGGGUGGUGAACUGCAAGAGACCAGUAAGAAGAAUGUUCUUAAAGCCAUCGCUGCCCAGGAUCUUCUGCAAGAGGAGGAGACCCCACAAGGCUUCUUCGAGGACCAUGGGCUCGGAUAAACGACAGCAGUCUCGUUUGGAAGAAACAGCAGGGGUGAAUUUUGUACAUUGCUUAGAGGUAAAGAAUACAUACAUACAGAAAGAAACACAAUAUUUUUACAUAAAACUUGUCUACGUUUAAUAUAUUGCACAAAAUAUGAAGAUUUUUUUUUUCUGUACAAACAUUUUUGUAAUUAAUUAGUAAUAUUUUACUGUAUAAGUACUUAAAAAAGUAUGUAUUCUUUCUGUUUAAGCACUACAUUAUACUUUGCAUUUUCAGUAGUUGCUAAGAAAUAUUUUUAAAGCUUUGCAUUAAAAUAUAAUCCGUAAAAUAUAAUUGUAUUCCGUAAAUUUAAUAAUUAUACUUUUAUUAGAAAAUGAUGCUUAUUUAUCUGUCCAAGACUAGUGUACUUAGUUUAUAUAUCUUAGGUGAAAAGUUGUCUUAUGCAUAAUUUCUGUUGGUUGUUUUACUUCAAGCGGAUUAAGUUAAUUAUCUAUAUGAAUUAAUGAACUUAAUGUUAUUAAAGUUUAACAUUUUUUUAUCUAUACUUAUACAAGUAGUCGGACUGAACUAAAUGAGUAAUAUUGCCAAAAAAUGUUACUUGGAACAAUAGAAUUAAGUUGAACGAAACAGUUGCAUUUCUUAUCAGCUGGAUAAUUAACAAUCGAAAAUUGGAUUAAACGAUCACGAUAAUAGCGAAUGAGAUGCAAAAUAUACGUGUCUCGUUCGUUUAUUACACGUUCAGUCGUGAUAUAUACUAAUAAAUAUUUUUAAUCUGUUUUCGAUGUGAAAUUAGAUGGCUGAUUGCAUUAUCACUGUUUUUACGACUUGAAAUAUUUAAUAUUGACAUACUUGGUAGCUAAAAUAUUUUUUAUAUAAAUUCAAAUAUGGAAAAGAGUAUUCUCUAUAAAAAAUUUGAAGCGUGUGUAAUUGUUUAUCUGAAGUACUCGUUACUGUUUUUUUGCGUUUCUCUCGUUGAAUCCAAAGAAGUUUUACGUUUUAAAAUUGUUACAAUUACUAUCAUGAUAAAAACUUUUAGAAUGUUCUUUGUUGACAGCAAAUCAGACCGUAAACUUAACAGUUAGUUUUCGUUUAUUAGAUAUAAAUGUUAUUUGACGAUUUUGUACGUCCACAGGUUUAGUUGAUUAGAUUAAGAGUAUCUGUUUGAGACUAUACUUACAUAUUCCUCUGAAGUAAAAAAUCUAUACACUGUUAUAUACUUAGAAUAUUUCUGAUUAAACUUCAAGUAUCUUCAUAUCUUCAAUCCAUAUCUCAGUUUAAAGUUUAGCUGAUAAACUUUCCGGCCUAAACUAAACUACUGAUUCCUAGAUUAUAUUCGCAUAAAUUAGCUGUAACUAUUUUUAAAUAAUAAACCGUUAUAUAUGAC
Messenger RNA from Vanessa atalanta (red admiral), 2077 nucleotides. RefSeq names its product AP-1 complex subunit sigma-2 (gene AP-1sigma). Gene Ontology annotation, molecular function: clathrin-cargo adaptor activity. Gene Ontology annotation, cellular component: membrane coat; AP-1 adaptor complex; intracellular membrane-bounded organelle. The record is from RefSeq and is a predicted model, not a curated record. NCBI's taxonomy places the organism in Eukaryota, Metazoa, Arthropoda, Insecta, Lepidoptera, Nymphalidae. Gene Ontology annotation, biological process: intracellular protein transport; vesicle-mediated transport. Bases 237 to 710 code for a protein of 157 amino acids. The transcript has 5 exons.